AUGAAUGACGACGCGCUGCGAGCUGCGUUGAGUGCAGUCGUACAAGAGCUCGACGACCUCGCCGGCAAUCACCAUCGGUUUUCAGAGGGCAUUGAAAAUAGAAUUCCAUCAAAUGUUACUGAUCAUUACGAUGGAAUUACGCCGUCGAAGAAAAGGAGAUUAGAGAAUGCCUCGCCAAUAGAAGGCACUCCGCAGCCUACCCAGAAUGAGUGUGCCAUUGGCUCAGCCACACACCUUGCAGAGAAGGCAAGAAUCGUUAUACAAGGAGAGCUUGAUGGAAAUGAGUGCAUGGACCGUGAACGAAAGGCGAUUCUCAGAUCUGCCCUGCAAUUUGUGGAUAUUACGGGGCAGAGGAGAAGCUCAAUUACCGACGAAUUUUCGCCGUUAGAAGUGUCGCAUGAAGAUUUUCAUGAUGGUCCAUUUAUUGCCCCAUCACCAGAGCUGCUUUACAUGCUUCUUCCAGAACCAACAGCUACCAUCGGACGUUCUAGUUCCGUACAAUGGCCGGACCACAUCUCGGAUAAAACAUUGGAGAAGAUGGCUUCAACCAUUCUCAGUGACAAUGAGCAUGAGCAUGGGCAGGAAUUCUACCAGUACUGUAUAUGUGUUUACGUGAAAGCCAUCUUUCAUCUUUUCCAAAAGCCGAGAGCAUAUAUGGAUCCCCGCAUCAACGCACAAUUUCUGAAGUCCAAGAAACUAUAUGAAACAUAUGCCUUCCGCGCUCUCAAGAGGCUCAAUUCCUUGAAUGCCCCAGCUCUUCCUCUCAUUCAGUCGUUGAUAUCUGCCGCAUUUUUCAUGCAGUAUCUUGGCAACAUGAGUCAAUCCUGGAUUUUCAACUCAUAUGCUGCUCGUUUGAUAACUGCUCUGGGUUAUCAUGAAAUUCGCAAUCCGCCUGGGAUGUCAAACCUCGAUGAAGAUAUCCAUAGUGCUGUAUGCUGGUGCUUUUACCUUGACCGAACUCUGAGCACCCUUCUUUACCGACCAUUGUCGCUGCCCGAGCCCAGCAUCUCUCCUGCAAAUCUGAUUAGUGCCGACCAAAAUUUGCCACAUAUCCCAUUAAUACGAAUUUUGUUCGAUUUAGCUCAGGUCCAAGGAGAGCUGUUGAAUUGCGGAAAUGCAGAUAACACUCGCCAGAUAAUCGCCAAUCAUUCAAGACUUCAGGAACGAAUGGAGGUCAUAUAUUCAAGAUUACAAUCAAGUCGAGUCACAGCCCCUGACUGUAUCUCUGCAGAUUGGAUCUCAGGCGAAUUUUGCUAUUACGCGAUUCUGGUUGAUAUCCUUCGAUCGCGCUUAAAAUGUGCAUUUUCUCCUUUGACACACAAGGAAUGUGUAUCAUAUUCUCGCAAAUCUCUCAGAGCACUGCAUCAUCUUCAGAAAAAUCUCGCGGAUGUCCCGGGCUUCGUGGAUCCUUAUCCCUCAUUCCUGACAUGGACUGUUCUUCUAUACCCAUUCAGUCCAUUCUUCGUUCUCUUUUGCAACAUCAUUGGAGAAUUAGACAUGGAUGACUACAAUCUAAUGCAAGAAAUCACACAAAGUCUAUCUCAGUUCGCCGCAAGUCCAUACAUCUCAAAACUGCUGAAACUUCUGUACUACUUGCAGAAUCUCUGCGUACCAUUGAUCCAAGCCAAGCAGCGCAUGGGCCUGCAGGUCAAAGUUCCUACGUUGUACCCUUCAAUGGCUGGGACCUGGCAUGUGGGCCAUCCAGCUAGUGAUGAACAUUCACAUCUCUUGAUGUCUGGCUCUCCAUAUAUGGAUCCUGUCGCUGAAACAAACCUUCAACAACUACAAACAACCAGUGAUGGAAGCUAUGCACCUGGUGAUGCGUUGAUGUGGCAAUUAUUCAAUAGCCAAAUCUCGCUGGAGUGGUUCGAGUCUAACCCUUUUUCUUAUUGA
Molecule: messenger RNA, 1893 nt
Organism: Penicillium psychrosexuale
Lineage: Eukaryota; Fungi; Ascomycota; Eurotiomycetes; Eurotiales; Aspergillaceae
Product: fungal specific transcription factor domain-containing protein
Exons: 8
Coding region: 1-1893 (630 amino acids)
Biological process (GO): DNA-templated transcription
Molecular function (GO): DNA binding; zinc ion binding
Source: RefSeq, a predicted model, not a curated record